Molecule: messenger RNA, 769 nt
Organism: Williopsis jadinii
Lineage: Eukaryota; Fungi; Ascomycota; Saccharomycetes; Phaffomycetales; Wickerhamomycetaceae
Gene: SNU13
Product: RNA binding protein SNU13
Exons: 1
Coding region: 73-453 (126 amino acids)
Biological process (GO): mRNA splicing, via spliceosome; ribosome biogenesis; maturation of SSU-rRNA
Cellular component (GO): small-subunit processome; nucleolus; box C/D methylation guide snoRNP complex
Molecular function (GO): RNA binding
Source: RefSeq, a predicted model, not a curated record
CAACAAUUCAAAGAGGCGAGCUAUCUCCUUAAGACAACUUUCACUGCAAGGAACCUCGAAUUAUCUGAUACUAUGUCUGCUCCAAACCCAAAGGCUUUCCCACUUGCUGAUGAGGCAUUGACUCAACAAAUCCUCGAUGUCGUUCAACAGGCUUCCAACCUUCGUCAGUUGAAGAAAGGUGCUAACGAGGCCACCAAGACUUUGAACAGAGGUAUCUCCGAGUUCAUCAUCAUGGCUGCUGACACUGAGCCAAUCGAGAUCUUGUUGCACUUGCCAUUGUUGUGUGAGGAUAAGAACGUUCCAUACGUGUUUGUCCCAUCUAGAACUGCUCUCGGUAGAGCUUGUGGUGUCUCCAGACCUGUCAUCGCUGCCUCAAUCACCACAAACGAAGGCUCUACUUUGAAGAACCAGAUCUACAGUGUCAAGGACAAGAUCGAGACUUUGUUGAUUUAAUGAAGUUACGAAUUAAUCUAUAUGUCUUUUUCUUUUUUGUGCGUGUUACUCUCCUCCAGUACUAUAGUAGACUGCAAUGCCUUUCAAAGAGAUUACUGAGAAGAGAUCCACCUAGGCUCUUCUCCAGCAUCUCCACUAAAUCACCAUCAAUGAUAUAGCCAUCCGUCGUAACUUCGCCAGUUUCAUAGUCAAAGAGCGUUUCACACUUCCAACCAGCGUACACUAUUUCCUGUACUUUGGACUCAAGUAUUGCCCUAGUGGCUUCUAUAACCUCUUGACUUUGAAUAAAAGUCAAAGAGUACAUCCCUCCGGAAGC